UCACACGGCACGAUACAAUACGUAUUGGAUUGUAUGUACUUACAAGGGCAUCUCUCAUCUUUUUCCCUCUCUCAAGCCUUCUCGCCGCCGCCUCCUCUAAAAGUCCCUUAGCUUUUUUACUUACCUACCUAACUGAGAGCUUGACCCUUUGCUUUUCCCUUCUUACGAUUCGUCGGUUUUUACAUCGCCGUCGCGAUCCACGCUUUACUUUCCCACCGCCUUUCCCUCCUCUUCCCUCUCUUGUCUCGUAUAAGCUACCUGGGUAUUCCUCAACCGCCUCAUACAUUAUUAUCAUUAUCAUUAUCAUUAUCGUUAUCCCCCCUCCCCCCCUAAGCUUCCUUAUUCCUACUCCCACUUCCACUCCCCCGUCUUACUCUACAUCAUCACUCUUGUUGCUGGAGCUCUUUCUGUAAGGUAGAAUUACGACUGCUUCAUACCGCUUCAUGCAACAGUCGAUUUAGAAAACUUGAAUACUCCUUGCGCCUCCUUAAUUAUUCUCACCGUGUUUGCCCAUCAUGCCGUACAACACGCGACGGAAAUCAUUGUCUUUACCGUCACUCGGAAUCCACAUCCCAGUAAAUCGUUCCUCACCUAACACAGCGAGCUCAAGAUCGUCUUCCGAGAGCUCAUCGCAUCCAAACAAAAAGGUUAAACGGUCUCACAACGACUCUGCGCCUGCUUCUGCCAACUCUGUACCUAUUUUCAAACAAAUACCGGCCUCUGCGAAGUAUGAUCAUACUCCGCCGCCCUCGCCGGGCCUCCAAUCCUCUAUCGAAAUGGACGAAUCAGAGCCUGUUGAACUUGGAGACAUUAAGAGGGUCGAUUUAGAAGGGAUUAAUGACGAGAUCGUCGAAGCCGUUAUUGUGCGAUUGGAGCAAACCCGCAAUCGACCGCAUCUUGUGAAAGAAUUGGCCGCUACGCUCAUAGACCAAGUCAAGAUCGUUCAACAAUCCGCGAAUCCUUGCGCUAUCAUUUCUUCUCGAUUGUCUACAUAUCUGAAGCGAUCGUGUUGGUCGGCUGUGGCCCCGUGCCCGUUGGCCAAAGAGUUGGAGACUGUCCACCCGCGACGCACGUACUUUUACCUAACUACUUGCCCCCAUUUGCCACUUCCCGACCCCUCCACUGCUCAACGCUCUAUUAUUACUCCUUCGCUGUCGAGCUCGGCUUCUACAUCUGAGGAUACCGAUUGCGACCGAAGAAGAGAACUUAGUAUGUCGCCAGAAGUUGAUCUUUCGUCGCCCGAGUUUGAGGAUAUGGAUGAAGAUAUACCGAUGCCUGGUACCCCAAUGGGCUCAGUAUCGGGUACGCACCGACGAUUAAGUGUGCCGCGUAACCAACGGGGAGAAGAGCCCCCACUAGAAAAAGACGAAAAGGAAUUUACACAAACGGCGGACGGAUUACAAAAACGAAAAGCUAGCGGCCAUUUGCUUCGAGUUGAUCCUGUUGACCAAGAAAGGAUUGAUGACGGCAUGCAAAAUGAGCAGCUUUUCGGCGAGCCCCCAAGGACCCUUGCACCGAGUCUGCUGCCUCACAUGGCUUACAUGACCAGCCCCGCGAUGCGACCCAGCUUGAUGUUACCAGUGAAGAGAGAUAUCGAGGCUGAGAGUUGGACUAAGCUGGAUGCAGCCCUUGAGUGGGACAGAAGCCCCGAGACCAUCGAGUUAGAUGAGCUUGAUGGUUUAUUAGACGACUUUUAAUUGUCUUAAUGAACAAAAUACCCAACCCCAUUAUCCCUGUUACUACCCAAUCCAAUCGCCCGGAAGGCUAUCCGUGCAGCCGGCACGUGAUGAGUCUAUGUAUGAUGUUGAUGAUAGAAGAAGAGACGGCUGCUUAGAUGAAACAAAAAGGAGUUUGGGGCGGAAUGGCGCUGAUUUGAUGCAUUCUUUUGGUUUUUUUUUCGUGCGCUAGCUGUUCCUCAUAUUUUUGCAUUUAUUCCUCUCCGUUCAUCAUUAUCUUGCCAUUUAUUUUCUUUUUUAGAUGGUCGUUAGCCUGUCGCUCACAUAGUUGAUUUGCCAGCCGAAGGGGGGUGGGUGUACGAUUAUCAUUUGGGAGGCGCUUAGAUUUGAAUGCGGCAAGGGAUGGCGGGCUGCAUGAUGACGAUGGAGGGCACCUUUUUUCUGAAACGAAAAUUUGCUGCUUCCCCGACGGUUCGGCAAUGGGAAGGGAAGGGAGUGCAUAGGCGCGCUAUUUUGCCGCUUGGUUUCCAAAAUUGGGAAUCGAUCUGUACAAGUAGAAAUACCGACGACCAAAACCAAAAGAGAAGGCUGGCUGGGGCUAGACUUGAAGAAGCCGGCUUACUGGACUGGACUUAGAGGUCUUAGAUACAAUCUUAUUUCUCAUUUGGGUGGGCGACAGAGCCGGCUGGAAAAUUAAAAAGGAUAGGAACGGCGCCCAAAAUACGAAAGAAAUCCCCGAUCAAA
Molecule: messenger RNA, 2420 nt
Organism: Hypoxylon trugodes
Lineage: Eukaryota; Fungi; Ascomycota; Sordariomycetes; Xylariales; Hypoxylaceae
Exons: 2
Coding region: 516-1697 (393 amino acids)
Source: RefSeq, a predicted model, not a curated record